Molecule: messenger RNA, 1725 nt
Organism: Planococcus citri (citrus mealybug)
Lineage: Eukaryota; Metazoa; Arthropoda; Insecta; Hemiptera; Pseudococcidae
Product: sodium-dependent phosphate transport protein 3-like
Exons: 10
Coding region: 81-1628 (515 amino acids)
Biological process (GO): transmembrane transport; monoatomic anion transport
Cellular component (GO): membrane
Molecular function (GO): transmembrane transporter activity
Source: RefSeq, a predicted model, not a curated record
UUUCCUCGUCGUUUUAUAGGUAUACAUUUUGCUUUUAUCUACUUUCAUAAAAUAUCCAUUUGGGUGAGUUACUAUUUUAUAUGUGCAAAUUUUACGUUCCCGGCACAAAAAAUUAUCGCAUUAGUGUUGAUUCCAGAAAAAAAGUCUUGAAAAUGCAGAAACGACAUGAGCUUUGUGUGUUAUUACUAACGCUGCUUGUGUGUAAUACGUUGGUCACAUUAAAUACUGAUAUCGCCAUCGUGUCCAUGGUAAACAGUCAAAAUGCUGAGGUCACAUUUACUCGUAAUAAGACGUCAACUAUUUGUCCAAAUAGCAAUUUUUUCAUGGGUAAUUAUUUGAAGGAUGACAACGAUGCUAACGAAUCGUUAAAAAAUGUCAAUCAAAACAAUGGAUACAAUUGGUCAGAAGCAGAACAGAACUUGGUUCUUUCGGGGUACUAUUGGUUAAAUUAUGUUGCAAUAAUGCCCGGCGGUAUUUUAGCUCAUAAAUAUGGAGCUAAAAUAGUCGUUGGGUAUGCACAACUGAUUUCUUCUACAAUGUCAUCGUUGAUUCCCCUGGCUGCCCAGUCCGGACCUUUGGCAGUAUCUUGGAUCAGAGCUGUACAAGGAGUUUUAUCGUUUAUGUCUGUUCCCGCUGGUGUAUAUCCAAUUAUUGGGAAUUGGAGUCCGCCACACGAACGAGCAAAAUUUGUAGCUAAUUUUAUGUUUGGAACCUACAUCGGUAUGACUGCGGGCAGCUUUAUAUUUGGUUUCAUUGGGCAGUAUUUACAUUGGUCGAUUAUUUUUCAUUUCACAAGCCUAUGUGGUGUGAUUUGGAGUAUAUUUUGGUAUCUCCUGGUUCAUGACACACCCGCUAAGCAUCCUGCAAUCAGCGUGGAAGAAAAAGAAUAUAUUGUAAAUAGUCUGAAAAAGGCGACCUGUAAAACUAAGAACUCAAUUCCUUGGAAAGGUAUUGUCACUAGUGUGCCCCUUGCUGCGUGUAUCUUGACAGAAUGUUUGCUCAUCUGGGUAUGGGUAAUGAUGACCACAUAUUUUCCGAAAUAUCUCAAGAUCUUUUACAGCUUGAAUUCUAACGAGAUUGGAAUCAUCACAGGUGUGCCAAACAUCAUCACAGGUAUAUUGAUUUUUGUAAUUGCUUAUUACAAUGAUCUAAUCAUCAAGAAAAAUAUAUUGACUACAACAACCACCAGGAAAAUUUCCACCAUGAUAGGUGGUAUUCUGUCCAUGAUUCCACUCAUAAUAAUAGCAAUAACCGAAUGUAAUCUGACACUGGUCAUUUCCUGUUCAAUUAUUCAUAAUGUUAUGAGCACUUUUCAAAUGUUUGGAACUCCGUUGGUUCUUGUGGACAUGAGUCCUAAAUUUUGUGGAAUUCUGGAAGGAUUCUCUGGCACAACAAGUUCCCUACUCACGUUCGUUUUCUCUGCAGUGUUGAAUUACUUUAGCACAAUCUAUGAUGUCAAUUUGUUGUGGAAAAUUGUUUUCUUGAGCUCAUCAAUGGGUGCUAUUUUCAUAAGUGCGAUAUUCCUGCAUUUUGGAACGUCUGAACUCCAACGUUGGAAUUUCGUAGAUGAUGCCCAAAAAGAUCUGCCACUGAAUCCAUCACGUGGUAGUAAAUCUGACAUUUUAUAAUGAAAUUAUCAAGUAUUUACUUACUUAAUGUAGUACCUACAUACAUACAUGUAAAUUGUACACGAGUAAAGAAAUUUAAUCAUGUUGAGAACCUUUA